GCUCCACCGUGCCUUCGCCGGCCCAAUCCCGCUACCGACCUCGCGGCAUGUCACUUAGUAGCUGACACCACCACUACGACUCGCCCCGUGCACCCCUCGCCGUGCUCGGCCAGCCCGCAGCCCCUCGCAAGAUGAUUCCCCGACGCAAACAUAACGCCUCCUCGGGCUCGCUGCCCGCGCCCGACGACAAGACGGCCAGCAACGACUACAUACUGAAUGCGGGUUCGGAGAAGUGCCCGGGCGGCUGGCGCGCCGCCGUGCGCCGGCGCCUCAACCGCAAGACGCUGCACAAGCGCGUGCCCGUGACGCGCUGGCUGCCGCGCUACUCCACGCAGGACGCGCUCGGCGACCUCAUCGCGGGCGUGACCGUCGGCCUCACCGUGAUCCCGCAGUCGCUCGCCUACUCCAACAUCGCGGGGCUGCCGCCGCAGCACGGCCUCUACGGCUCGUUCGUCGGGUGCUUCGUGUACAUCGUGCUGGGCGGGUGCCGCGCCGUGCCCGCCGGGCCCACCGCCAUCGCGUCGCUGCUCACGUGGCAGGUGGCGGGCGGCGUCAUCGAGAAGGCGAUCCUGCUGUGCAUGCUGUCGGGGCUGGUGGAGCUGCUGAUGGGCGUGCUGGGGCUCGGCUUCCUGAUCGACUUCGUGUCGGGCCCCGUGUCCUCGGGCUUCACGUCCGCCGUGGCGCUCAUGAUCGCCACCAGCCAGGUCAAGGACCUGUUCGCGAUCAGCAUGUCGGGCACCACGUUCCUGCAGCAGUGGAUCUCCGUGUUCCGGAACCUGCACGGCGCCGCGCUCUGGGACCCCAUCCUCGGCUUCGUCUGCAUCGCGCUGCUGCUCUCUAUGCGGCGCAUCGGCAUGGUGAAGCUGGGCGGCGAGGCGCCGAGCGCGCGGCAGCGCUGGGUGACGCGCUGCUGCUGGCUGCUGGGCACGUGCCGCAACGCCGUCGUCGUCGUCGCGUCCGGCGCGCUCGGCUUCUGGUUCGUCUCCACGCACGGCGCCGCGCCCGUGCGCCUCAUGGGCUCGAUCCCGUCCGGCGUGCCGGUGCCGGCGCUGCCGCCGGUCAGCUACGUGCGCGCCGACAACUCCACCGCCGACUUCCUCGAGAUGAUCUCGGAGAUGGGGUCCGGCAUCAUCGUGAUCCCGCUGAUCGUGCUGCUGGAGGACAUCGCCAUCUGCAAGGUGUUCUCGGACGGCAAGACCAUCGACGCCACGCAGGAGAUGAUCGCCAUCGGCACCUGCAACAUCGCCAACUCGUUCAUGGGCGCGUACCCGGGCGGCGGCUCCCUGGCGCGCUCCGUCGUCUCCAACGGCUCCGGCGUGCGCACGCCCGCCAACGGCAUCUACACCGGCAUCAUGGUGAUCCUGGCGCUUCAGUUCUUCACGCAGUACUUCGAGUUCAUCCCGAAGGCGGCGCUGGCGGCCGUCAUCAUCUCCGCCAUCGUCUUCAUGGUGGAGUACCACGUCGUCAAGCCCAUGUGGAGAGCUAAAAAACUGGACCUGAUCCCGGGCAUCGGCACGUUCGUGCUGUGCCUGACGCUGCCGGUGGAGAUGGGCAUCCUCACCGGCGUCAUCGUCAACAUCAUCUUCAUCCUCUACCACGCCGCGCGCCCCAAGUUCUCCGUCGAGAUGCUAAAGACGGAGCGCGGCGUGGAGUACCUGAUGAUCACGCCGGACCGGUGCCUGAUGUUCCCGUCCGUGGACUACGUGAAGAAGCUGGUGACCAAGUGCGCGGGCGCGAGCUCGUGCGAGGCCGGCAGCGGCCCGCUGCCCGUGGUGCUCGAGUGCACGCACAUCUACAGCGCCGACUUCACGGCCGCCAAGUCCAUCCAGCAGCUCACGGCCGACUUCCACGAGCGCCGCCAGCCGCUCUACUUCUACAACGUGAAGCCGUCGGUGUGCUCGCUGUUCGAGGCCGUGGCCAAGCCGGAGCACUUCGUCACCUUCUACGAGGACGAGGAGCUGGACCGCCUGCUGGCCGCCGACGAGCGCCUGCAGCCGCGCAAGACGCUGCCCCAGGGCCAGGUGUAGCCCCGCCCCGCCCCG
Molecule: messenger RNA, 2042 nt
Organism: Cydia fagiglandana
Lineage: Eukaryota; Metazoa; Arthropoda; Insecta; Lepidoptera; Tortricidae
Gene: Esp
Product: sodium-independent sulfate anion transporter-like
Exons: 8
Coding region: 132-2027 (631 amino acids)
Biological process (GO): transmembrane transport
Cellular component (GO): plasma membrane
Molecular function (GO): sulfate transmembrane transporter activity
Source: RefSeq, a predicted model, not a curated record